Caenorhabditis angaria is the source of this 2956-nucleotide messenger RNA. Lineage: Eukaryota; Metazoa; Nematoda; Chromadorea; Rhabditida; Rhabditidae. The record is from the annotation of a GenBank genome assembly.
AUGUUGAUGAUUCCCUAUUCGGUGAGCGAUGUAAAGUUAUCCUACGUAUAUUUGUCCGUUUUUAUCCUAAAAUUUCGAAUUUUUCAAUUAAAAUGUAUUUCUAGAUGAGUGGGUUUGGAAACUCUUUCGGAAGUGGAGGAUUCGGUGGCGGGGCAUCGAAAGGAUUCGGCGACUUUGGCGCAAAAACUGAGCAAUCGUCAGGAUUCGGUGGAAAACCAAGCGGAUUUGGAGGUCAAGCAAAGUCUGGCUUUGGUGGAGCUCCAGCAUCUGGUGAUCAACAAAAAGGAUUUGGCGAUUCCAACAAAUCGUCGGGUUUUGGAGGAAAUGCUGGAUUUGGAGAUUCGAACAAGCAAAGUAGCGGUUUUGGUGGCAAUAAACCGUCUGGCUUUGGUGGUCAAUCAAACCAAUCUGCCGGAUUCGGUGGUGGCAGCAACUCUGGAUUCGGUGGAGGCGGCUCAGGAUUUGGCGGAGGAGAGAAAUCUGGAGGUAGUGGCAACUCUGGAUUCGGCGGAGGCGGCUCAGGAUUUGGUGGAGGAGCGAAAUCUGGAGGCGGUGGCAACUCUGGAUUUGGAGGAGGUAGUUCCGGAUUUGGUGGAGGCGGAAACUCUGGUUUCGGCGGUGGUGCCAACUCUGGAUUUGGAGGUGGUGGCAGUACCGGAUUCGGAGGAGGCGGAAGCUCUGGAUUUGGCGGAGGAGCAAAUUCUGGAUUUGGCGGUGGCGGCAGUGGUGGUGAUAGAGGUUAGAGAAUGUGUUGAGUUAAUGUUUUAACUAGUUUUUUAUUUUAGCUUGUCACGUAUGCCAAGAAACUGGUCAUAUGGCUCGCGAUUGCCCACAGAAACAACCAAGAAACUGCUUCAAUUGCAAUCAACCUGGUCACAAUUCAAGAGACUGCACCGAAGAAAGAAAACCACAAAGUUGCCACAACUGCAAUCAACCUGGUCACAUGUCAAGAGAUUGCCCCGAAGAAAGAAAACCACGAGAACGACGACAAGAUGGAGGAGGAGCUGGUUUCGGUGGAAGCUCAGGAUUUGGUGGCAACGCAGGAGGAGGUGGUUCUGGAUUUGGCGGAAAUGGCGGUGGAUCUGGCUUCGGAGGUGGAUCAGGAUUUAGCGGAGGAUCUGGUUUCGGUGGAAGUGGUGGAGAAGGAUUCCGUUCAGGUUCUGGAUUUGGAGGUGGUGGAGCAGAUGGAGGAUUCGGCGGAGAAGGAGGCGAGAAUACACGUGGACCAAUGAAAUGCUUCAAUUGUCAUGGAGUAGGACAUCGGUCAUCUGAUUGCACAGAACCACCAAGUAUGUUUUAGAAAACAUUUUCUUUAUUUUAUUUCAUUUUUACUCGUUUCAGAAGGAUGUUUCAAUUGCGGUCAACAAGGACACAAUUCGAGAGACUGCACCGAACCACCAAAACCGAGAGAAGAUGGUGAGGAAGGUGUGAAAAGAGCGACUUUCAUCCCUGAAGAAGAUGCAGUUGAAUCUGUUUUCGAUAUGCAGAAGAUCAAGGAAGGACUCAAGUUCGACGAAUUCUUCGAUGCUGAAGUUACAGUUACUUCUGCAUCCAACAGUGUUCCAAUCAAACCAAUGAGGUAAUUAUAUUCAAUUUGCAAUCCAACACUUCCAAUUCUUCUAAUUUUUAGAUCGUUUGAAGAAGGUGGUUUGACUGAGACAUUGUUGAGAAAUGUGAAACAUGCUGGUUACACAAGAACCACUCCAAUUCAACAAUAUUCGAUUCCACUCAUUGAACAAGGAUACGAUAUUUUGGCGUGCGCUCAAACUGGAUCCGGAAAAACCGCCGCUUUCUUGUUGCCCGUCAUGAACACUUUGCUCAAGGAAAACGAUUUGAACACUGCUGGAGAAUGUGGAUGUUUUCCUCGUUGCUUGAUUUUGACUCCAACACGUGAAUUGGCAGAUCAAAUUUACAACGAAGGAAGAAAAUUCGCAUAUCAGACAAUGAUGGAAAUCAAGGCUGUUUAUGGUGGAAUUGCGGUCGGCUACAGCAAAAGUCAAUUGGAAAAGGGUGCCACCGUUAUUGUUGGAACUGUCGGUCGAGUCAAGCACUUCAUUCAAGAAGGAAUUAUCAGUCUCGAAAAACUGAGAUAUUUCGUGCUUGAUGAGGCUGACAGAAUGAUUGAUGGAAUGGGCUUUGGAGAUGACAUCACACACAUCACUCAAGUCAAUGGAAUGCCAUCAAAGGAGAACCGUCAAACACUCAUGUUCAGUGCAACAUUCCCGGAUUCAAUUCAAUCCGCAGCUCGCGAAUUCAUGAAGCCAGAAUACGCAAUGAUUGCAAUCGACAAAAUCGGAGCAGCCAACAAAUGCGUCACUCAAGAAUUCAUCAAUUGCGAGCGAUCGGAGAAACGCGAAAAGCUGUUGGAAUUGUUGGGUGUCGAUUUGACAAACUACACAUCCGAAAAGGACAAUGAUGUUUUCACAAAGAAGACAAUCGUUUUCGUGUCGAGAAGAACAUUUGCGGAUUCUUUGGCUGUCAUUUUGACAUCAUCUGGAAUUCCGACAAUGACAGUGAGUUAUCUUAUCAGUUUUUUGAAUUGAAUCUAUUUGAAAUUCGAAUAUUUCAGAUCCACGGUGCUCGCGAUCAACAACAAAGAGCUGAAGCACUUCGCGUAUUCAGAAAUGGCUCGAAGCCAGUUUUGAUUGCAACCGCAGUCGCCGAACGUGGAUUGGAUAUCAAGGGAGUCGAUCACGUCGUCAACUUUGAUAUGCCAGACAACAUCGAUGAUUAUAUCCACAGAAUCGGAAGAACUGGUCGUGUUGGAAACGUCGGUCGAUCAACUUCCUUCGUUUCAUCAAAUGACUCAGCACUUUACGGAAGUCUCGUCUCAAUUUUGAAUCAAGCCGGUCAAAUUGUGCCAGAUUGGAUGGAAGGAUCUUCAGGCGCUGCAACUGGCUUCGGAUCAGGUGCAGCUGGAUUCGGGUCAGCCGCGAACGCCGAAGAAGACUGGUAA